GUGUGUUUCAUAUUCCUAGGCUGAAGAUGAAGAAGGCUACCGUAAACUGAUUGACCAAAAGAAAGAUAGACGCCUGGCCUACUUAUUGCAGCAGACAGAUGAGUAUGUUGCUAACUUGACUAAUCUGGUAUGGGAACAUAAACAGGCACAAGCAGCCAAAGAAAAGAAGAAGAGGAGGAGAAGAAAGAAGAAGGCUGAAGAAAAUGCAGAAGGCAUGGCAUCUGGUCUUGGUCCUGAUGGAGAGCCCAUAGAUGAGAGCAGCCAGAUGAGUGACCUUCCAGUCAAAGUGACUCACACUGAAACAGGCAAAGUUCUUCUUGGUCCAGAGGCACCAAAAGCAAGUCAGCUAGAUGCUUGGCUGGAAAUGAAUCCUGGCUAUGAAGUUGCUCCCAGGUCAGACAGUGAAGAUGAAAGUGGUUCUGAAUAUGAGGAGGAGGAUGAUGAAGAGGAAUCAAGCAGGUUAGAAGCAGAUGAGAAGAUACUCCUGGAUCCUAACAGUGAAGAAGUUUCUGAGAAAGAUGCUAAGCAAAUCAUUGAGACAGCCAAACAAGAUGUGGAUGAUGAAUACAGUAUGCAAUAUAGUGCUAGAGGGUCUCAGUCCUACUACACAGUUGCACAUGCAAUCACAGAAAGGGUGGAAAAGCAGUCUUCUCUUCUAAUUAAUGGCACACUAAAACAUUAUCAGGUGAGAAAUAAUUGAAACGUUGUAAUAUUUAAAAUUUGUGUUUCAAUGUGGUAUUUCGAGUGACAAACACAAAGUUUUUUUUUUAAGUAUUACAAGAGUUCAAUUAGGUUAGAAAUAAGGAAUCACAUGAAGAAAGAAAUCACAGUUAUCUAUCACAGAUAAUUAUUAAUGCUUAGUGCUUGAAUUAUAAUACAACUUCACUCAUGUACUUGUAACAUUUUUUUCAUUACAGUUCAAUAUUGUUUUGGUUUUACUAUCCUUCUUACUGACCAACUGUUUCAGUUUUGCUUAAAAUUUUCAUUUGUGGUGUUUAAUAAUAAUCUUUUCUUCCAAUAUUUAAAAGUUGAGAAUUUAAUAUUUUAAUUAAAAUCCUGACAUUUCAGUAUACUGAUGCACUACAGUUCGGAGAGAAUGAAAGCAUGUAUUAUGGAGGAUAACAUCUCAUAUUCUUUACAGACAUUUAAUGAAUUUAUUAACUUAAGAAUUUCUGUGUUCUGGCCUAAGCAGAAUACACUGAAAAUGUCAUUAACAGCUGUUUUUGGCACUUUGAACGUUGUGUUGUUUUCCGGGGAGCUCUGUGGACCUGCAUCCUUUAUGCCAUCUGACCACUCCAUUAUCUGCAUAUCCAAAUUAAA
Molecule: messenger RNA, 1320 nt
Organism: Meleagris gallopavo (turkey)
Lineage: Eukaryota; Metazoa; Chordata; Aves; Galliformes; Phasianidae
Source: RefSeq, a predicted model, not a curated record